Molecule: messenger RNA, 5824 nt
Organism: Thunnus maccoyii (southern bluefin tuna)
Lineage: Eukaryota; Metazoa; Chordata; Actinopteri; Scombriformes; Scombridae
Exons: 14
Coding region: 1968-4826 (952 amino acids)
Source: RefSeq, a predicted model, not a curated record
AACUUUUAAAAACAUUUUUGUACAGAGGGAGGACUCUGGAUUCUGUCCCCAAUCACUUACAUUGUAAGUGCAUUAUGAUAUGUUUUUCAGGUUUUUCAAGUUUUUCCUCUAGUGUUCAAAUUUGCUUAAUGCAGCUUUAAGUUGCAUUUCCACCAAAACGAAACUGACAUUCUUUCCAUUGUUCUGUGAACCUGUCCAUUACUGCAGACAAGCGCCUCAUAAAAAGUAGACAAUGCUGCUGCUUCAAUAACAAACUAAUUAAAUAGACUAACUAAACAGAAACAAAAAGCAAAAUACCUCUGCCUUAACUGCCCAGUAACAUGUAGCUGUAAAUAGAAAUGUAGAAAGGCUGGUUGUUAUAGGAACAUGAGGGUGUACUAUUAUUGUUAUGAAUUCAAGUUGACUGAUAUAGUUGUAACUAUUGCCUGAAGAAUAAGGUAUCAAAAGUGUUUCAUUCACUAAAAGUUCUCAUUUAAAGGAAAAAAACUGCUAAUAAUCAAGGGGACUAAUCAUAAUGUAAAUACAGCAUUUUAUUGACUUUAUGGUCAAACUGGUAAACAAAACUACAAAAUAAACAGUCAUGAAUAAUUUAAUGCUUGUCAUUGUUUGAAAACUCAUGUUUCUGUAUGUAUUUUAUUGUUGAGUAUUUUAAAGUUGAGGAACAGUAAUUUCAAAUUAGCUUAGGCGAUAGACACAGUAGUAUGUGGCACUGUCUCAUGCUAUGUGUAUGUCCCUAUACAAAUAAACAUUUAAUAAAUGACAUAAACUGAAAGCAGGAACCCAACAGAAAACAUUUGAGUAUAUCUGAAAAAUGGCCUGCAUUAAUUUCUUAUGACCAUCAUAUAGAUGUUUGGAUUUCAUGCAAAAAAUACUGUACAUACACAUACCUGUAUUUUUUUUUUAAAUAGACCCCCCAGAGAACAAAGGAUGUACAACUGAAAACUGAAAAGUGAAUUUAUUAGCUGCAGAUAUACAGUACAUCUGUGCACAUUCAUAAACCUUGCAGUUCAGUAAACAAGAGAAAAAAAUAAACUGAGUCAGAAUGGUGAAAUGAAUGUGUGUCAUCCAUAAUGAGUCAUCCCAUCACCUGUCAAACUGGACAAACAUCUAAUCAGGAUUAUUGUUCCUCAGCUCAGUGCAGAGGAGCUCAGUAUUAAAAGUACAUGUAAAUACACAUAAUGCUGCCUACAUGUACAUCGUGCUACUAAGAGAAAAACAAAAAGCAAAAUACUGUAAAAAACAUAGAAAGGCAGGUUGUUAUAGGAAGAGUAAGGCAUAUUAUCACUGUUAGAAAUACCUUUUGACUGAUGUAGUUGUCACAGUUGCCUGAAAAAUAAUGUAUCAAAAAUGUUUAAUUCACUAAAGUUUCUCAUUUAAAAAAAAAAAAAAAGCAACCAGUCAUUAUUUAUCAGUAUUUCAUGUGACAUUACAUGAAUAUUUGAAAGUUGGCAAACAAUCAAGCAGGAACCAAAAUAUAACAAAUUUCAGCACUUUUUUGACAGAAAACCGCAAUUUUGACAUUUUCACUUCCCAUGGUUAGAAAAGGUUUAUACUUGCAAAAUAAUUGGAACAGUUGAAAACUGUCAUCCAAAGGUAUUACAGUGGGAAUUGUGUACAAAUGUGCCACACAAUGACAGAACAUUGAUUGGGGUUAAGUUUCAAUUUCUUAGUUAUUUGUGAUAAGAAUAGUAUGCCUCCAUGUUAUCAGCAGUUCACGAGAAAAGCUAUUGCAUCACCUAACUAUCAUUUUUGAUUUGUUAUACUUUGACGUAGUUGAAUAGUUAGGUUUAUUUGUUCACUAAAACCAGUUUUUCAGCUGGCCUAUUGUUCUGAAACAUAGUGCGCAUACCAGGGUAUUUGGCAGGACUGUCACCAUUUUCUGCAGACACCCUAUACCUGUAUAUAAAGAUGCUGCAGGUGGAUGUGAGAGGCAGAGAAUCUGGAGACAGAGGUGAGUCUGGUGCAUCAUGGCUUCCACACUGAUGCUCCUGCUUCAGCUGCUGCUGGUCUCACUGGCGUCUGCUUCUCAUCACUUUGGGGGAACUGUGACCUUCAGCUACAAAGGAAGAAACCCUGAUGGAAGUUUUAAGGUGGAUGUUCGAAACAGGGCAACCUAUGAUGGCUGUCAGUACUCCCACUACUGGCGCUGUUACUCCGGCAACUGUGGCUCCGAUGUCAAAAGUCAGAGAGGCAUACUUGACAGGAGUACAAAUGCACCACGAUCUAACAGGCAAUGGUGUGAAACUGAAACAGUGUUGACAAAACGUAUCACAAAUGACAAACCUUUCCAAAUGAGUGCAUAUAGCUGCUGUUGGAUCCCAACACGUAACUCUGUUCGGCAUUGGAACCUACUGACUUAUGUGGAUUUGGGAACAAGAUCUGACACCGGGGAGCCAAACAGGUCACCAGACAUUGCCAUUCUGCCUUUCCUACGAGUUCCUCAGAACUGCCCACGAACAUACAGGCUGAUGUCCUUUGAUCCUGAUGGUGACAAAGUUCGAUGCAGAUAUGGAAAUAUUAGAGGUGCAGAGUGCAGCACAUGCGACCAACCGUCAGGCUUCCACUUAGAUCAGGGUUCUUGCACAUUACACUACCACUACGCCAAUGCCGACCCCAGAGUUUAUGGAUUUGAAUUGGUGGUGGAAGACUUCCCACGACGGCCGAUCACACUGGCCUACACAGACGGAUCCCGUUCCUCCAGAUCUCCACUGACUGUGAGGAGAAAGAGACAAGCCUUUUGGCAUUCUAUAACCACACCCUCACCCACAGCCCCAUUGUGGUGGUGGUGGCAUUCUACAACCACAGCACCAGCCGCAACCGCAGCCCCAUGGGGGUGGUGGUGGCAUUCUACAACCGCAGCACCAGCCACAACCACAGCCCCAUGGUGGUGGCGGCAGCAAUCUACAACCACUACUGUAACACCAGCACCAGCCACAACCGCAGCCCCAUGGUGGUGGUGGUGGCAUUCUACAACCGCAGCACCAGCCGCACCUGCACCCACAACCCCAUGGUGGUCGUGGUGGCAUUCUACACCCGCAGCACCAACCGCACCUGCACCCACAACCCCAUGGUGGUGGUGGUGGCAUUCUACACCCGCAGCACCAACCGCACCUGCACCCACAACCCCAUGGUGGUGGUGGUGGCAUUCUACACCCGCAGCACCAACCGCACCUGCACCCACAACCCCAUGGUGGUGGUGGUGGCAUUCUACACCAGCAGCACCAACCGCUCCUGCACCCACAACCCCAUGGUGGUGGUGGCAUUCUACACCCGCAGCACCAACCACAACCACCCCACCGUACACUACAACCACAGGACUCCCGUACGCCACCACUCCUCCCCUCAGCAAACUACCUUUGCAGUUCUCUUUGCUUGUGGACCCACCUGCUCCCUCAUGUCAGGAGGGAGAGUACCUGCCAAGGUUUGUGAAUCCAACACCCCAAAAUGGAGAACGCAUCCAUGCAGAGGUCAACAAAGAAGUGGAGAUCAGAGUGAAAGCACAAGCUAGAUACUCAACAAUACAUGAUAUCAUCAUUAGUGGGCCAAUGAACAUCAGCAAACACAGGACCACACAUGACGAGUUUGUCAUUAGGUGGACGCCUAUUCCAGAGGACUUGGGAGAUCAUUAUCCGAUCUGCUUUGCUGUUGAAUCAUUCACAGGGUCUGCUGUAACCGCCAGUCAAAGAACAUCCCGUCACCAACACCAUUACCACCCCACCCCAUCUUCACAGUCCGGCAUCUAUCAGUCUGAGAUGAGGUGCGUUUUGGUGGACGUUAAGAAGGAGGAAGUUAAAACCAACGUGAUCUGCACUGAGUCCACAAUGACAGUAGAGGUUGAGAAAUCUUCACUCUCUGGACUCCAUGAGGAUCAUCUGCAGCUCAGUGAUCCCACCAACACCGCCUGCAGCCUCCAACACCACUCAAACAGCACACACGUCAUCGCUGUCAUCCCCCUCAACGCCUGCGGCACUCAGCUCGAGGAGGAUGAGGACAACCUCAUUUUCAAGAAUGAAAUCACAACGGUUGACAACCACAGAGACCUGAUCACCAGGAAACACCAGCUGGAAGUGGAGUUCUACUGCCAGUACCCCAAACAGGGAAAUGUGACACUGGGUUUCACUGCACACAGGAAGAAUGUCACAGUGUGGGAGAAGGGCUUCGGCACAUUCACCUACCAGUUUGAGUUCUACCAAACCAAUCAAUUCCGAACCAUGAUCAAUCCAAAUUCAUACCCUCUGGAGUAUGACGUAGGGAGCAGGGUCUACAUGGAGAUUGAGGCCUCCUCUUCAGUCAACAACACUGAGCUGUUUGUGGAGUCCUGCUGGGCUGCACCGUAUGAUAACCCCAACUACUGGCCAACCUACUCCAUCAUUGAAAAUGGGUGUAACGUGGACGAGACUGUUAAAAUCCAUUCCACCGACAAUCGGAGACAAUUCAGGUUCUGCAUGGAGGCCUUCAAGUUCAUUGGAAUGCAUGACCAGGUGUACAUCAGCUGCUCAGUCCUGAUGUGUGAAGCAGGGAACCCCAACACCAGAUGCUCACGGGGGUGCAUCAACUCUACACGGUCAGGCAGUCACCACCAUCAUCAUCGCAAGAGAGAGGCCGUCAUCCAGAGUGCAAGCCACUUUGUUUCCCAGGGUCCACUGCGCCUAAGGAGAUCAGCAGAGAGCACUGAAAACACAGUGACCAACCUGAACCUGAACCUGAACCUGGUAUUCAUCGCUGGAUGUCUUCUAGCAGCUGUUGGCAUGAUCAGUGCAGUGGUCAUGUACAAAGCCAAAAUGUCAAAGGUCAAAUACCAACCUUUGCCUGUAUUUGAAAACUAGGACAGCAGCGUGUGCAGAAUACCAAUUUCAUAUUCAUUAUGUUUGAAAUUAUAAAGCAAUUUUGAUCAUUUCUGCUAUCAAAUAUUGGAUGUUCAUGUAUCAGAAAUAACGGGUGAUUUAUGUGCACAUCUAAAUGAAUCAAUUUUAUAUUGAAGAUUAGGUUCACAUUUUUUUCAAAUCUAUCUUAAAACAAUACUCACUUGUUCAUUUAUACCUUAAAACAGUUUUUGGUUGCUGCCAUUGCUCCUCUUGUUCAUUCUGGGUGUAAGAGGAUCCUUUCCUGAGGUGAUUCGAUGUAUGAAAGGAUGGACAGAAUCCAGCCCUUGUUCGGUGUAAACAUUGCCUCUUAAGUUCAGAUGAAGCUUCAGCAGUCUGAGUUAGACAAAUUGAGUGGUUAUCGUUCAAAAUUACAAUAUUUUUAGUACAAAAUUUCCUCUUUGUGCUUCAAUGGACAGCGUUUGGUUGCUGAGGCAUGAAAAUGUAUUUCUAUACAGAACAAGCACUAUGGAUUUUGUCUACUGUCACCUAUAUUGAAAUUGUUUUUGAAGAAAUCUUUAUGUUGCUGGUAUUAACAGGAGAAAUUGUUGCAGCAAAGAAAAAUCUUAAACUAUCAUUUAACAUCCUUAAAAAUGUCUACUUUGUAUACACUGAAAAAUACUCCAGAGAGGAACAAAAAGUGUGUUUGAAACUUGUAACCCAGAAAGUUUUAUAUUGAGCCACACUGAAAGGAUGAUCAGCUGGCACUGCAGCUGUUGGGUGAUUGUUCAUUUGCAGUGGUCAAUGCUGUGGGAUGUCAAGAAAUUUUACCAGAACUUCUACUAUUCUGUAUUACAGUAUGAUUUAAAACAAUAAUCUUGAUUGAUAUGUAAUGUGUAAUCCUGUUUUAUCUGUUAUCCAGUUUAUCAUUUCUAUGUCAAAUGCUCUCAUUACAUGAGAAAAAAAAAUGAGGAGACCAAAGUCAAUCUUGAUACUCUUGCUUAAUUAAUCAAUAAAAAUAU